AGCGAUUAGCACGUCUACUGCGUUUCUCAUCUGCGAGUCACAUGACACAAUUUACCGAACGAGUGUCUGCGUGAAUUGGAUGCUCAAGAUUGUAAUUGGAGAACACAAUACAGAAACACAAAUCAUAUUUUGAAAAUAUUUGUCUUUUAUUUAAAGAGAAAUGGCGGAUGGAUUUAGAAUGGACAAUUUAAUUUUUUAUAACAUUAUUGAUCAAGCUAUGGAUCUCAUUAAUAGCUCAGAUUCUGACUCAUUAUCAGAAGAUAGUUCUGAUGAAGAGCUGCUGUUAUUGGAUGAUGAGCAGGAACGUAUAAAAGUGCAGAAAGUAAACAAUUAUUUUCAUACAAUUUCUGUAAUGCAUGACAAAACAUUUCAGUCACAUUUUCGCCUUACGAGAGGUUCUUUCGAAGUUGUCAGAAGAGCAGUUGGUCCUAUUCUUGAGUCUAAUAAUAAUAAUAAUAAUGGAGGUCAUCCUAAUGUACCUUUGGAAAAAGCAAUAUUGUCAACUGUGUGGUUACUAGGAAAUCAAGAUUCUUUUCGAGAAGUUAGUAAUUUAUUUAAUUUAAGCCCAAGUACUGUACAUAAAUUAUUUUACGAUGUAUGCGGUGCUUUGUGUAAUAUGAUAAAUGAACACCUACACUGGCCAAAUCAAGCAGAAUUCCAAAAUAUAAGACGAGAGUUUAACGAGUUCAGAGGACCAAAUGGUUUCCCAGACGUGAUAUGUGCGGUUGAUGGAAUGCAUAUAGAAAUUCCAGCUCCAAAAGAUGAUGCUAUGAGUUAUUAUAAUCGAAAAGGAUUCCAUUCGAUUCUUUUACAAGGAAUGUGCGAUGCAAAAUGUAAAUUUAUUGACAUUUUUGUUGGAUGGCCCGGUGCAACUCAUGAUGCUCGAAUGUGGAGAGAAAGUCCAAUUGGUCAGGCACUUGCAGAAAAUCCAACACUUAUACCAGAAGGAGCUCAUAUUUUAGGAGAUUCUGCAUACACUUUAACCCCUUAUUUAUUAACACCAUUCCGUGAUAAUGGGCAUUUGUCUCAAAGGCAAAAGUUUUACAAUAAAAAAUUAAGUUCAAAGAGAAUUGUCAUUGAGCAAGCAUUUGGAAGACUAAGAUGUAGAUUUAGAAGAUUAAAAUAUUUAAAUAUGUCUCUCAUGAACGAAAUGAAAAUAGUUGUUAUUGCUGCUUGUGUUCUGCAUAAUAUUUGUAUCCGAUGUAAUGAUGAAAUAGAUUUAAGUGACGACGAACCUGAAAAUGAUGAGAACCGGAAUGAAGACAAUGCCAUUUGUGAAGCGGGUAAUGAUAAAAGAAAUAGAAUUGCUGAUAUUCUGUGGACAAAUAGAAGAUAUGAAUAAAUUAUAUUUAUUAAUUUUAUAACAUUUCGUAAGUAUGUAACAGGUACAUUAUAAGUAUUGUCAAUAAAGUGAAGUAUUUUCAACAAAA
Molecule: messenger RNA, 1430 nt
Organism: Temnothorax curvispinosus
Lineage: Eukaryota; Metazoa; Arthropoda; Insecta; Hymenoptera; Formicidae
Product: putative nuclease HARBI1
Exons: 5
Coding region: 161-1342 (393 amino acids)
Source: RefSeq, a predicted model, not a curated record